This is a messenger RNA of Camelina sativa (false flax), 919 nucleotides long. RefSeq names its product AP-1 complex subunit sigma-1. Gene Ontology annotation, molecular function: clathrin-cargo adaptor activity. Gene Ontology annotation, cellular component: membrane coat; AP-1 adaptor complex. Gene Ontology annotation, biological process: intracellular protein transport; vesicle-mediated transport. The record is from RefSeq and is a predicted model, not a curated record. NCBI's taxonomy places the organism in Eukaryota, Viridiplantae, Streptophyta, Magnoliopsida, Brassicales, Brassicaceae.
UCUUAUAUUACAAUUAUACCCUUGCGAUUCUAUUGUGUAUUGUAUUGUAUUGUGUGUGCCGGCAACAAAACAAGUGUUGUUAUUUCGAGUUUCGACGAGCAUCAGCUUCUGGGAAUCAAGUUGAGCUUUUUACAGAUUCGUUCGAUCUUGAGUUUUCGGAUAACGAAAAUGAUACAUUUUGUGCUUCUAGUUAGUCGGCAAGGAAAAGUAAGGCUCACCAAAUGGUAUUCGCCUUAUACUCAGAAGGAAAGAUCUAAGGUCAUACGCGAACUCAGCGGUGUGAUUUUGAACCGAGGUCCCAAACUCUGCAAUUUCAUCGAAUGGAGAGGAUACAAGGUUGUCUACAAAAGAUAUGCAAGUUUGUACUUCUGCAUGUGUAUUGAUGAGGCGGAUAACGAGUUAGAGGUACUGGAGAUAAUUCAUCACUACGUCGAGAUUCUUGACCGUUACUUUGGCAGUGUGUGUGAACUCGAUUUGAUUUUUAACUUCCACAAGGCGUAUUAUAUACUGGAUGAGCUGUUGAUCGCCGGUGAACUUCAAGAGUCGAGCAAGAAGACAGUUGCAAGGAUAAUUUCAGCCCAGGAUCAAUUGGUGGAAGCUGCGAAAGAGGAGGCAAGUUCCAUAAGCAAUAUUAUUGCUCAGGCUACCAAGUAGUCUCUUUCUGAUCUUCUUUCACGCAGUUAAAACAAUCGUAAAUGUUUGCCUAAAAAAAAAAAAAGUUUGAAUUUAUCCUUAUCUUUUGAAUCACACUUGUUUGCCAUCUCAUGUGUUUGUUUGAUCGAUUAGAAGAAAGAUGUAUUCAUAAUCAUCGUUGUGGGUUUAUUAGUAGUGAUUGUUACUUAUCUUUGCGUAAGCCAUAGUGAUGGAUGGUUAUAAUAUGUCUUCAAAUAUUUACGUUUUAAAACGUGAUUCCACUAUU